GAAUGAGCGUUAAGCUGGACGCAGUAGCGAAGGAAGUGUUCGUGGCACCGGUUGCGGAUAGAAAAAUGAUCCCAGUACGCCCCAUUCCGGAAUGUCUCAAGCGCAAAGCAGCGGAAGAGCUGAACGAGCAGGAAGCGAUUAUUGCGGAAGAGCUGGCAAUGAUCAAGACCUGGAUGCGUCAGUCCGGCCACAUCCGGGGCCGGAUGGAGGAGCAGUUUUUGCUUGGAUUUUUGCGCUCCUGCAAGCACAGCAUGGAGCGGGUGAAGGAAAAGCUGGACACGUACUACACGAUCCGGUCCGUUCUGCCCGAGGUGAUGCGCAACCGGGAUCCGCUCGAUCCGUUCGUCCGGAAAGUUAUCAAAAUGGGUGUGACGGUCCCCCUGCCCAAAACGGUACAUCCGGACGAUCCGAAAAUCAUUCUCAUUCGUGGCGAUGCGUUCGAUGGUGAUGUGUGUGACUUUCCGGACAUUCUGAAAGUGUUUACCAUGAUCGGUGACAUACUGCUGCGGGAUGAUGAUCAGAUGAUGAUCUGCGGACAGGCGGCCAUUAUCGAUCUGGGUCACUCGUCCAGCAGUCAUCUGUUUAACUUCAAUCUUUCCUUCCUGCGCAAAGCGUCCAUCUUGAACCAGCAAGCGUCUCCGUUACGGCAGAAGGGAUUCCAUUUUAUCAAUACGCCGAAAAGCUUCGACAUUGUGCUGAACAUCUUCAAAGGGCUGAUGACGGAGAAGAACCGCAAACGCACGAUUGUAUCGCAUGGUUCCAGCCUAGAGUCACUACACAAGUACUUCCCCAAAUCAGUACUUCCGGCAGAGCUGGGUGGUGAGCUUGGACCGGUUCAGCAGUAUGUGGACGAAUGGGAACAAAAGCUGAUCAACAAUCGAGCGUACCUGAUCGAGGAAGAAUCGCUCGGUGUUGAUGAAGCUCGGCGAAGAACGACAAAUCCGCUGGCAGAGGAGAAAGAUCUGUUCGGGACGGCAGGCACGUUCCGAAAGCUAGAAUUUGACUGA
Anopheles maculipalpis is the source of this 1007-nucleotide messenger RNA. RefSeq names its product retinol-binding protein pinta-like. Gene Ontology annotation, molecular function: phosphatidylinositol bisphosphate binding. Gene Ontology annotation, cellular component: membrane. The coding region runs from base 3 to 1007 and encodes 334 amino acids. The record is from RefSeq and is a predicted model, not a curated record. The transcript has 4 exons. Lineage: Eukaryota; Metazoa; Arthropoda; Insecta; Diptera; Culicidae.